Messenger RNA from Postia placenta MAD-698-R-SB12, 387 nucleotides. RefSeq lists its product as hypothetical. The record is from RefSeq and is a predicted model, not a curated record. The transcript is spliced from 4 exons. Lineage: Eukaryota; Fungi; Basidiomycota; Agaricomycetes; Polyporales; Adustoporiaceae. Bases 1 to 387 code for a protein of 128 amino acids.
AUGUUGUUCUGGCUGUCCGUCUUCGCUCUGUCGGCAUUACUGGUAAUGUUGACAUUUCGGUACCGUACCAACCUCAUCCCCUACGUCCCCGAGCCGGUCAAGUCUCUCUUUCCAAGACUCGGCCACUACGCUCCUUUGUCCACCUUUGCUGACCAAGCCAAUGCGGGUCUGACGUCGUCGUCGUUCGACAUUGAGGCGAACAUCAGGGACGGGGACUCUAGGGCUGGGCUGGAUGAACGUGGUACGCAGGAGGUGCUGGACAUCAUGCGUCGUGAACGGGUCAACUUCGACCAGGCCAGGUUGAUUCGCCAGAAUCAGAUCCUGGCAGCCAACGGCAUCGACCCCUCUGGAAUGCCGUUGGAUGCGAAGGCUGUGACGAGACUGUGA